CAGACUCAGGUGAGAGGACGGACGUCAUCGCACAGUGAGAGCUUCUGUUUGUGGUUUUAACUUCCUGCUCAGUAAAGAUGUCCGCGUUCAAGAAGUUCUUCAAAGAUAUCAUCCGUAAAGGAGACCCGGCGGACGACACCGUCAGAGUGAAGGGUAAAGAGAAGCCUAAAUAUUAUGGAACAAUCACUCCGUACCCAAACUUCAACGCCAGCAGCGACGCUUCGGUCCUUCAGAGCGCCAUCGAAAGUAAAGACGUGGACGAGGACGUGAUCAUCGCCGUCCUGGUGAAAAGAAACAACGAGCAGAGGCAGAAGAUCAAAGCGGUUUAUGAAGCGUCCACUGGGAAGAGUCUGGAGGCGGAUCUGAAAUCAGCUCUCAGGUCAGAUCUGGAGGACGUCUCUCUGGCUCUGCUCAAGCCGCCGGCUCACUUUGACGCCUACCUGCUGAGGAAAGCCACCAAGCGUCUGGGCACCGACGAGGACGUCCUGGUGGAGGUUUUUGCAACCAGAACAAACGACGAGAUUAAAGAGAUCAAGAGGGUCUUCAAAGAAGAGUACGAAGAAGAUCUGGAGGAGGUUGUUAAGGACGAGACCGGAGGCGACUUCGCCACGGCUCUUCUGUCCUUGAUGAGUGGAAACAAAGACGAGAGCCAUGAAGUGGACUCUGAUCAGGCCCGAAAGGAUGCAGAGAUUCUGUUUGAAUCAGGCGAGAACACCAAAGGAAUCGACGUCCCCAAAUUCAUUGACAUCCUGACCACGCGGAGCGGCCCUCAGCUCUGUAAAACGUUCCAGCAUUACGCCGCCAUCAGCGACAUCACAUUACCUAAAGCCCUGGACAUGGAGCUGAGCGGAGACAUUGAGGACUGUCUCAUCGAUGUCGUGAAAUGUGCCUGGAACAUACCGGCCUUCUUCGCUGAGAAGCUCCAUCUGGCCAUGAAGGGUCAUGGCACAUGUGAGGAUACGCUGAUCAGAGUACUGGUGAGUCGCUCUGAGGUCGACCUGAAGAAGAUCGUUGAGGAGUACCGGGCCAUGUAUGACACCACCCUACAGGAGGCCAUACUGAUGGACACCAAGGGACAUUAUGAGAAAAUCCUGCUUGGAUUGUGCGGACCUCACUGAAGUUUUGUCGUCACCACUCUGGGAGUUGAGGCCAGAUCGUUUUUCCCGGACUCAAAUCUCACAUCUUUAACAAUCAUGAGGAAUUCUUGACUAAUCUCUUCUACUGAGCGGAUGUUGAAAUAAAACCACUAUACCAGCAACGAAGCAUCUCAUACCUUCUUCAUGGCAAAACCCAUUCGUCUCUGCUUUUUUCAUGUCCUCAAACAUUUUGUUUUUACCUUUUGGGGUGAAGUUAUGAUCCCAUGUUUGACAGAUUUUAGUAAACAACUGCAAAAGAGGCUGAAGAUGUAUAUGCUUGUUUGCACACUUUAAAUCCAGUGUACCACCAAAAUGCUCAUCCUGAUGUCAAACUUCGCUGUGACAUCUUAGUGCAGUCCAGUUUUUAAUUAUCUUAAGUGAUCAAAAAGCUCAUCUGUUUCAGCAUACAAGAGAUGAGAAUAAGGUUUCCACACAUUUAAUGUUUUUCUUUUUUACAGUAACCUGAUCGGCAGACAACCUCUAGUUGUACAUUAAGCAGUGAAUUCACAUGGUUCGUAAACUUUUUCAGCUUUAAUGUUAUUUUCAAAAGCAUAAAUCACAAAAUUUACUUCAUAAAUGAAACAUCUGGUAGCUAUCAUUAUAGGACGCGGUUAGACUUGAAUGCAUUUCUUUCAUAUAUUGAAAUGAAGUUUAGGGUUUAACAGCUCUGAUGUGCAGCUGCAACAUCAGAAAUAAACAGCUGCAUUGAGGGUCACUGAUUUGGGGAAAUAAACAUCAAUUUACACGA
This is a messenger RNA of Stegastes partitus (bicolor damselfish), 1884 nucleotides long. Its product is annotated as annexin A1-like. The coding region runs from base 78 to 1118 and encodes 346 amino acids. Lineage: Eukaryota; Metazoa; Chordata; Actinopteri; Pomacentridae. Gene Ontology annotation, biological process: phagocytosis; signal transduction; cellular response to glucocorticoid stimulus. The record is from RefSeq and is a predicted model, not a curated record. The transcript has 12 exons. Gene Ontology annotation, molecular function: calcium ion binding; calcium-dependent phospholipid binding; phosphatidylserine binding. Gene Ontology annotation, cellular component: cytoplasm; nucleus; vesicle membrane.